UUAUUCCUUAUCAACAAAGUAAAGUGAAAUUGGCCUAAAGCGAUUUCAGAGAAGAGAAAUCAGUAAACUCCGAGUGUGACUGAGAGAGAGAGAGAGAGAGAGAGCAAAGAGAAAGAAAGCAGUAACCUCCAUAAUCUGACUCCAAAAUGCGAUCCUCUGCCACUCUUCCCUUCACCCUCUUCACUCUCAUCCUCAUCCCCAUCCUCCCCCAUGCCCAGGGGCAUUCACUACUGUCGCCGUUUCCAUCAGCUCUCGAAACCCUCCAGAAACAACUAGGCUACAAUUUCAAGACCAUUAGUCUCCUUCGUCGCGCGAUGACCCACGCUUCAUUCUCCGAGGAGAACAACAAAGCAUUGAGCAUUUUGGGUGCUGCUGUCAUUGAAACAUCUGCUUCUUUUCACUUGAUUUCCAAGGACAUUGAUAUUUCUGCCAAAGAGCUUAACCGUAGAUUGUCCCAGGUCUCCAAUGUGGAAUCUUCCUGUGCUGUUGAUGGAGUGCAUUUGGGCUUGCACAAGGUGGUUCGAGUCUCGCCUAAGACCAAUUCCUCUGCCCCUGCUGUGGUUUGUGGCGCGUUCCGGGCAAUUUUUGGUGCUAUUGCUAUUGAUACUGGGAAAUCGGAUGAUGCCGGUGACAGAUGGUGAGGGAGAACAUGCUGCCCAUGUUGCUGGAUAUGGAGAAAGUAUCAAUGAUAGUGCUCCUAAAAAUUGUGAAAAGAAAACUGAAAGUGUCUGGGAGUGAGCUUUAUGAAGAUGCAGAUAGCAAGUUAUGAAAGGUUGAAACACACGUAGUGGAGAAGCUAGAAAUCAGUCGUCAUAACUUGGCCAAUGCUGAUGAUGGAAUGUUAGGUGAAAUUAAUCGCUUGAAGGCAAUUAAGAUAACUGAUGGGGGGGUCCAACUGCGAGGGUCAUUUUUUACCAAUUGCUGGGUUCAAGGCCCAGGAAAAUCUUGAACCUAAGUUUAAACCUGUUGGCUUUUAGAGGUUCAUUACUUGAUGGUGGAUAUGGCUUAGCUGGGUAUUAUGUGUUAGCAUCAUGUAGGUCCCUUUUUUUGUAUAUCUAUGGGGCCACUGAACUAAGUAUUGUAUUUAAUUAAGUGUGAUGCUGGAUGUCCUAUGUUACAAGUACAUGUAGUGUGGUGAACUUGGUAUUUGUAACCUUUUGAUAAUUGUGACCUGCAGAACUGUAGUUUAAGUAACCCUUUUAUCAAUAUAAGUUGUUGUGUUUGUA
Molecule: messenger RNA, 1226 nt
Organism: Lotus japonicus
Lineage: Eukaryota; Viridiplantae; Streptophyta; Magnoliopsida; Fabales; Fabaceae
Product: protein NUCLEAR FUSION DEFECTIVE 2-like
Exons: 4
Coding region: 147-641 (164 amino acids)
Biological process (GO): regulation of gene expression; rRNA processing
Cellular component (GO): nucleus
Molecular function (GO): ribonuclease III activity; double-stranded RNA binding
Source: RefSeq, a predicted model, not a curated record